Danio rerio (zebrafish) is the source of this 730-nucleotide messenger RNA. It is a transcript of the gene nitr14a, whose product is annotated as novel immune-type receptor 14a. NCBI's taxonomy places the organism in Eukaryota, Metazoa, Chordata, Actinopteri, Cypriniformes, Danionidae. Gene Ontology annotation, cellular component: plasma membrane. The record is from RefSeq and is marked provisional.
AUGAUUCUCUGGGCAUUUGUUACUGUUCUUUGUGUUGCGCGUGCUGCACAUUCUCGUAUUGAUCAGCCAGAUAAAGUAUUGGCUGUGGAGCUUGGCAGCACUGUGACUCUGCGGUGUAUUUCAUGGAAAGAAAACAUUUUUUGGUACAAGCAAGUUGCUGGUCAACAACCUCGAGUCAUAUCAGCAUUUCAGAAACUGAUGGAGCCCAUAUUUUACAAGGAAUUUAAAAAUGAACGUUUCUGGGGCAUCCGACUGAGGAGCAGCACCAAUCUGACAAUCUCCGACAUCAUUCAGUCUGAUGAAGCAGUGUACUAUUGUGCAUCAAGAGCAUUUUAUAUUGAGUUUGGAAGUGGAACACAUCUGAAAAUUAAAGGUCAUCAAGCUGCAGCAUUUGAGACAUCGAAUUUCAACAAAACGUGUCAACAAAAAUGCAAUAAAAACAGCACAACAGAAAAAUCAAAUGUUUCAGAUGAAAGGCUCUAUCCAGCGGUGCUUGGUUUGGCGUGUGCUUUGGGACUUUGUGGAGUGCGAAGCUCUAGACAAGACAAUCAAAUUAGAGAGCAAUGGAAUGCUCAGGACCCUGAUGAUGAAAAUGUGACAUAUGUAGCCUAUACAUGUGAUUCACUCAGAAAAACAUUCAAUCUGGAGGAAAAUCUCAGCAGAGAGUGCAUUUGAAUAUACUUUUUUUUUGUAUGCAAAAAAAAUAAAUAAAUGGUGAAUUGAAAAAAAA